Sparassis crispa is the source of this 729-nucleotide messenger RNA. RefSeq names its product Glutathione S-transferase-like protein. The transcript has 7 exons. The record is from RefSeq and is a predicted model, not a curated record. The coding region runs from base 1 to 729 and encodes 242 amino acids. Lineage: Eukaryota; Fungi; Basidiomycota; Agaricomycetes; Polyporales; Sparassidaceae.
AUGUUUAGCCGUCUGAACUCAGUCACUCGUCACCUCGCGAGUUCGCACCGCGCAAUGUCUUCUGCGAGCACCAAACGACCCCUUCUGCUCUACACUGCGGGCACACCAAACGGGCGCAAGGUCUCGAUAAUGCUUGAGGAGCUCAAGGCUACGUAUGGCAUCGAUUACGACGUGCACAGCAUCGACAUCUCGACGAACGAGCAGAAGGAGCCGUGGUUUAUCAAGCUGAAUCCGAACGGACGCAUACCGGUGCUCGUCGACAGGCAGCGAGCGGAUUUCUCCGUCUUCGAGACUGCCGCGAUACUGCUGUACCUCGAGCAGCACUAUGACACGGCCCAGAAGUUUGGAUUUGACCCAGCUGCGCAGCCGAAUGAUUACAGUGAGAUGCUGCAGUGGAUGUUCUUUACCCAUGGAGGGAUAGGCCCUAUGCAGGGACAAGCAAACCACUUCAUUCGCUUUGCGCCAGAAGAUAUACCUUACGCAAAGAAGCGGUACCUUGAUGAGACAAAACGUCUCUACAAUGUCCUCAACAUCCGUCUCACCGACCGUGACUGGCUUGCAGGUCCCGAACGUGGCGUAUAUAGCAUCGCGGACAUGAACGCAUUCCCUUGGGUGAACGGUUAUUCAUUCUGCGGGAUCGAGUCGCUUGACGAAUGGCCGAACGUCAAGGCUUGGAUUGCACGAAACUUGGAGAGACCAGGUGUGAGAGCAGGGAUCGCGGUACCCUAG